Alternaria postmessia is the source of this 801-nucleotide messenger RNA. RefSeq lists its product as uncharacterized. The transcript has a single exon. Bases 1 to 801 code for a protein of 266 amino acids. Lineage: Eukaryota; Fungi; Ascomycota; Dothideomycetes; Pleosporales; Pleosporaceae. The record is from RefSeq and is a predicted model, not a curated record.
AUGACUUCAAUAACUACCACGAACACAACCCCACCCGCCCCGCAGUCCUCCGCGUUACCCCCAACACACCCCUUCAACACCUCAGCCAACGCAACAACACUCGCCGACCACACCAACCAACUCCCCAUCCUAUCCGGAAAAGUAACACCUCAACGAAAACCCCUCCUACGCCUUGAACUCCGUGACCUAUCCUCCGAUGGCGCACGCGCCUUCCUCCGCCUCAUCCACGCGUCCAACGCGCUCGAAUACGCCGUCGACGCUGUCCUCAGCUGUCUCUACAGUGACCUGCCCAUAUCAUGUAUACCUGGCACGCGCUCCGUCACCCUGAUCUUGCGGGAGAUGGACGGCGUUGCAUACACUACGGGACGAGAUCUCGAUGACGACCACAAGGAGAUACAUCUAAACACAAGCUACAUAUCACAUGUACCUGAGUCGCGGCAGAAAGAGGAGAUCAUGGGUGUUAUAGUUCAUGAAAUGGUACAUUGCUGGCAACACAAUGGACAAGGCGCUGCACCUGUGGGCCUCACGGAGGGCGUGGCGGAUUGGGUGAGGCUGAAGGCUGGGUAUGCGCCGCCGCAUUGGAAGAGGCAUGGAGAUUGUGAUUGGGACGCUGGGUAUGAGAGGACAGGAUAUUUCCUCGAGUGGUUAGAGAAGGAGCAUGGGAAGGACGUUGUGAGGAGGAUCAAUGAGGGAUUGAGAGAGGAGAAGUACAAUGGCGAGAAGUUGUGGAAGGGGUGCUGUGGGGAGAGUGUUGAAGAGUUGUGGAAGGCGUAUAAGAAGAGUUUGGAAAGCUGCGAGUAA